UACGAAGAAUCCAUUUCCGCUUGAUGCGGGCACCAAGGAGACAGAGGAUAUAAGCUAAUGGAUGAACCCCCCACUAAAGAUGAGAAUUUUUAUGAAAAAAAGAAAGUUAUGAAAGAUACGGUCCACGUCUAAAGUUGUGGUCAUUGUAGCACGGAGACUCAGAGAGAGAGAGAGAGAGAGAGAGAGAGAGAGAGAGAGAGAGAGAGAGAGAGAGAGAGAGAGAGGCUGCUCCCCCGGUGGUGGACUGGCGGCCUGGCCUCAUAAGUCACAACCAGAUAGCAGAGCGAUCAAAAGUGGAGGCUAGCAAGUAGUAAGCAAGAAAUGGAAACACCUACUCCUGCACCUCUCUUCUAGCUUCCAUCAAUCUCUAGAUUCUAGAAGCUAAGCCUUUCAGCUAGCUUCAACUUCAAGUCAAGUGCAGCUUCAGAAUCCAGUGACUAAUGAUCACUGGUGAGUGAAGGAAGCCAAGCAGCCAGUGCAAGUAGUGUACAACACAGCGGGGCUGAGGCUUAGUAGCUAGUUCCCGGCCAUAAGCUUCUUCAAGCUGCCGCUGCUGCAAUGGAGGAGCAGCUUAACCCACUGGCCGUGACGCACCUGCUUCAGCACACGCUGCGCAGCCUCUGCACCCACGACGGCUCGCAGUGGGUCUAUGCGGUCUUCUGGCGGAUCCUCCCCAGAAACUACCCACCCCCCAAAUGGGAUCUCCAGGGUGGCCUGUAUGACCGAACCAGAGGGAAUAGGAGGAACUGGUACGGUGAUUCCUUACUGAAUUUCUUAUGGAUUCGUGUGUUGUUUGUACGUGAUUCCUGGGGUGCAAUAUUUUCGUCUAGGAUCCUGGCAUGGGAGGAUGGAUUCUGCAACUUUGCAGCCUCUGCUUGUGACCACGAGGACGCAGCUGCCGCCGCCUACACGGAAUGUGCUGCAGGGCAGGAGGUGAAGGGCCUGCAGCCUGAGCUCUUCUUCAAGAUGUCCCAUGACAUCUACAACUACGGUGAAGGGUUGAUAGGGAAAGUGGCAGCCGACCACAGCCACAAGUGGGUGUUCCAGGAGGCCCAGGAGCACGAGAUCAACCUCAUCUCCUCCUGGAGCAACCCUGCCGAUUCCCAUCCGAGGGCAUGGGAGGCUCAGUUCCAGUCCGGUAUCAAGACUAUUGCUCUGGUCGCCGUCAGAGAAGGCGUCGUACAGCUAGGCUCCAUGAAGAAGGUGGUGGAGGACUUGAGCUACGUGGUGAUGCUGCGCCGGAAGUUCGGCUACCUCGAGAGCAUCCCGGGGGUGCUGCUCCCGCACCCGUCGUCGGCAGCGUUUCCGGCUGGCGGGUGCGUCGGUGGUCCCGCGGACGCGGCCUGCAGCUGGCCACCGGGACUCGUGCCGUCGAUGGAGCUCUUCGACCCCUACGGCCAGGCCGCAGCCGCGGCAGCUCAGAUGCACAUCGUGCCGUCGAUGAGCAGCCUGGAAACGCUCCUAUCGAAGCUUCCCUCGGUCGACCUUGCGGCGGCUGGCGCCGGUGGCAUGGCGAUGGUGGCCAAGGAGGAGGUGGACGCCGCCCACCACGCCGAGUGCCACGGCAUGGACGACGCGGCCGCAGGGAGCGGCAUUGUUGGCCAUGGUGGCGAGAGCACUAGCGUUGCUGCUGCUGCCGCCACUACUUCCCCGGUGUCUUACUACUUCAACGUGGCUGAGCCCAGUGAGGACUUUUAGUCUGUCUCCGUCUCAAGUUUGUGCAUGCAUGCGUCGAUCAGCAAUAUGAUUACUCUACAAACCGUACGGCAACGUAAGUACGUGCCCGAUCGAUCGAACCGUUAUAAGAUCAACAGAGCUGUACGUACGUUCAGCGUGGUCAAGCUGGUGAAUGUGUAUGUUCCGUGUGAGGCAGUAGCAUCACCUAAUAAAAGAACAUGACAUUAUGGCA
Phragmites australis (common reed) is the source of this 1909-nucleotide messenger RNA. Its product is annotated as protein RICE SALT SENSITIVE 3-like. The record is from RefSeq and is a predicted model, not a curated record. NCBI's taxonomy places the organism in Eukaryota, Viridiplantae, Streptophyta, Magnoliopsida, Poales, Poaceae. Bases 559 to 1698 code for a protein of 379 amino acids. The transcript is spliced from 6 exons.